Molecule: messenger RNA, 672 nt
Organism: Eimeria acervulina
Lineage: Eukaryota; Apicomplexa; Conoidasida; Eucoccidiorida; Eimeriidae
Product: actin, putative
Exons: 7
Coding region: 1-672 (223 amino acids)
Source: RefSeq, a predicted model, not a curated record
AUGAAGUUUGUUGUUGUGUGGACUAUAAAAACAUGUAUUAUGGCGUAUGUAUGGCAGCACGUCUAUGACUCGCUGCAGCUUGAUGUGUCUGUACACCCGGCUUUAUUAACUGAGCCUCCUAACUGUUCAUAUAAACAUCGAGAGAAAUUAGCAGAGACGUUUCUUGAGGGUUUUAAUGCUCCUGAAGUUUGUCUCAGUGUUACAGGCUUAAUGGCUAUCUACGGCACAGGGAAGACUACUGGGUUGGUGGUAGACAUCGGAGAGGGCGUCACGCAGUGCGUUCCUGUGUUCGAUGGGUAUUUGGAGGCUUCUUCAUUAAAAAGAAGUGAUUUUGGAGGCGAAGAACUGCAAAUGUAUUUGCAAAAAAUUUUAUGCGAUAUGGGCUAUCAAAUGACGACGCGCGAUGACUAUGAGCAUGUACGAGUAAUUAAAGAAACCCUUUGCUUCUGCUCUCUAGACCCAGCCUGUACAGAGAUUACACUCGGACCCGAGAGGUUUUACCCUGCUGAGGCCCUCUUCAAUCCUCAACUCUGCGGCAGAGACAAUCCUUCACUCACCGAUCUUGUUUGGUCUUCUGUGCGAGCAUGUCCAAUUGAGAAUAGAAAGAGUUUAGUAGCAAACGUAAUUCUGUGCGGAGGCUCGACGCUCUUCCCCGGAUUCCCUGAACGGUAA